This is a messenger RNA of Microsporum canis CBS 113480, 2826 nucleotides long. RefSeq lists its product as uncharacterized. NCBI's taxonomy places the organism in Eukaryota, Fungi, Ascomycota, Eurotiomycetes, Onygenales, Arthrodermataceae. The record is from RefSeq and is a predicted model, not a curated record. The coding region runs from base 1 to 2826 and encodes 941 amino acids. The transcript has 2 exons.
AUGACUGCCCGCCUGUGCGACGUGGCUUUGACAGGCAUUUGGAAUGCUGAUGUCGAAGGCAGGCAUUAUGUUGAUUUAGAUUUUACUCUUCGUAUGACGUCCGGAGAUGAUGAUGCCGUACUUCCAGUACUUGAUAUAGGGCCCAACACUGUGGUUAACAUCCUUGGCCAAGAUGUAUUCAAACUCAAACAUGACCCAAGCCAGACUCCCGAUCCUGAACUGGAUACAGAGCCAUACGACGACGAAACAGAAAAUGAAGAAUUCUCUGCAGAGGAAAUAGGAAGACAGGAUGAUGACGUCAGUAUAGAUAUUGAAGCUACCUCUCGGAAGUUGGUCACACGGGACAUGAGAAUAUCACCAUCUCCGGUCAAACAGCGACUGUUCCCCCCAAGUCCCGACACCGGUGAAGAUAUAGAUGAGGGUGAGAAUAGCGAUGACAGUUUUAGAGAUGACGAGGAUAACAAUAGCAGCGGAAGCAGUACUAAGGUGAUGGGUAUUACAAAUGAUGAUAAUGGGAUAUUUGAUAUCCCAGAGCAUAAGGGCGAGCCACAGGACCAAAACAGUGCUGAUGGAGCGGAAGAAUCCCCUAUUAUUACGGGAGUUUUGCAAUCUCAAGGCGGUCUUCCAGAUUUUGGCCAUGGCUCCCAGAAGGAUAUUGUGGGCCUUGAUGAUACUGAUGAUAAGGAAAACGAGGUUCCAAAAGGCGAUGUUGGGCCUGAACGAGUAAGCACUCGAGUGCCCCUGGGCGAGAUCAUUCCCAAACGUGAUUCUACCACGGUCCUCAUCUCCACUCCUAGCCCAAGCAUUGAAGUGCCCGUUAUAGUCAACCAUGGGAAUUCCACCCCACUACCACAGCUCCCCAGUGAUUCCGUCGUUGUUACUAAAAGAACAUCAAGAUCAAGCCCACAAAAGGGCUCUGUGAGUAGGAUACCAGUCAAAAAGAUAUACAAAGUUGAAUCACACGAGUCAGAUCACGGUCCGAUAAGCGUUGUUGGCCCCCAGGAUGAUGUUCAUUCUCCAGAGUUUAUGCACAAGAGAAACUCACCUAUUGCACGGAUGGCUAUAAUGGCUCGUGCAUUAUCAAACCCUAGCCCUCCAGCCGUAGAUAUGGACAAUGAUCAAGUUGAUACCCACGUCAAUGACGAGCAGCCUACCCGUUGGUCUACCUCACAGUCAGAAACAAGUACACCGACGAAGCUGCGGUUGCCCAGAAGUACUUCAGACAAUGGACUAAGCAUGCUUGACAGUCAUGGCACAUGUGCAGCUGAAGGGCCUGACAUGGAAGACGAAGCAAUCCAACCGGUUGAUGAAAGCCAAGUUUCGGAACCUUUGAUAUCGUUUGAUGAAGAGAGCGAAAAUGGAGAUAUUGGCGAGAAGUCACACCUAGCACCCUCUAGGGAUGAGAUAUACAUCACUCCUGAAAACUCUGAAGAGCCAGAAAUGGAGAAUUUCGAAAUUGAUGACUUUUAUGGAGAUGAUGCCGAUAUUUCUGGGUCUGAGGGUAACUAUUCAAACGAAGGCCAGGAAAAGAGCAUAGAUCUCCCAAGUCCAUCGACAGCUUCACAGAGAAGCAUGAUGUGGCACUAUCCUGGAGCUAUGCUCGAAUUCAUGGGCGAAUACCCAACCCUGGAAACAGCUGGUGACAUGCUGGUUGUGCGAAUGACCCCCAAUGUUGCGCAAACCAAUCUCUCCCUUAUUGCAACAAUACGAAUUACCCUGACAGGGUCUUUGGAGGAUGAUUCGGAAGAGUUCAAGUCAUCUCUUCCGGACACUGAUGGUCACAUUAGUAUCCCAUGGGAGCUAAAGUUAAAGCCACCACAAGUUGAUGGGUGGGUAUUGAAGUUAUCCAUGAUGUUACCAUUUUCCACAACAGAUGAAGAAUAUGAUAGCUACAUGCCAGAGUUGCAGCCUUUGGCCGGGGAAGAGGAACUUGAAGAGGAAAAAAGGCCUGAGACGAAGCCGGAGGUGGAGUUAAACCCCGACUCCGAGCCGGAGGCAUCAGUGGAGGAGACUGAUUUUGGCUACUGCCCAUGCUGCUCAUACCACCGUGAAAAUUCACCGUUGGUAAACACAGGCCGUCUCAUGGCGAUGGCGGGCAGUGUUUCCUAUAAAUUAAGCAUUGGAUCUCACGUUGCACAGGCCCUUCUUCACAACCUCCGAUCUUAUUUUGACUUGACCAAGCCAUUUAAAAAGGCAGGACAUGCUUUCGGAGCUAUGCUGCGUAACUUAUGUGGGGAAGAGGGCCUGGUACGCUUUAUUGCAAAGUGUAUAAGACUCGCAUUACUCGUAGGCACUGUGUCCUUUUUCACUGGGAUUGGGUUCAGAGUUGCAAGCUGGUCCCCGUAUUCGUGGCAGAAUAUGGUCGUGGGUUCACAGCCUGGUGUUAUUUGUCCGGUGCCUCAGAAGGAAGACCCAUCGGUUUGCUGCGGGAGGGACCUCUCGCUCUGCCCUGGCGCAGCUGGAGGCGUAAGGCUUGGGGAAUCGGUUGAUAUCGCCGGAAAAGAGGUGACCGAUGGGAAGUCAACGUUGACGGCAACAUGGGCCGUGCCUACAGUGGGCCGUGGGGAAGGAGACGAAGCCGGAGGGGCAAUACCGACAACCCUGGAACCCACGGAAAACGGCUCCUCGCUGACCGUGGGUACGGCACCUAUCCGUGCGCUUCCUGGUGCAGAUGGGCCAGCGAGCGGCCUUGAUGGAGCGGAUGCGGCAGAUGAAGGGGGAAAUAUCGGCAGUGGCAAGACGGAUAAGGCUAACGACGCACGAAAGGCGACCUUUAGGGACAGGGUAGACUGGGCCCUUGGCUGGCGAGGGCCGCUGUUUGACUGA